Molecule: messenger RNA, 855 nt
Organism: Sphenostylis stenocarpa
Lineage: Eukaryota; Viridiplantae; Streptophyta; Magnoliopsida; Fabales; Fabaceae
Source: the annotation of a GenBank genome assembly
AUGAAAAAGGAAGGGACAAGAAACAUUGACUUGGGAGUGAUGAAGACUGAGGAGCUUUGGAAAGAAGGCACGAAAUUUCGCGGAAACUUCCUACAUGUGGUGCGGCCACAGCGCCAAACAGAGAUGGGUGAGGAAGUGAAGGCAAUUGUUCCAGAGUCCGUUCUGAAGAAGCGAAAGAGGGAAGAGGAAUGGGCUUUGGCGAAGAAGCAGGAGCUAGAAGCUGCGAAGAAGAAGAGAGCUGAGAGCCGCAAACUCAUCUACAACAGAGCCAAGCAGUACGCUAGGGAGUACGAUCAACAGGAGAAGGAAUUGAUUCGGUUGAAACGUGAGGCUAAACUGAAAGGUGGAUUUUAUGUGGAUCCAGAGGCUAAGCUCUUGUUUAUUAUCCGCAUUCGUGGUAUCAAUGCGAUGGACCCCAAAUCAAGGAAGAUCCUGCAGCUCUUGCGAUUGAGACAGAUCUUCAAUGGUGUAUUUCUCAAGGUCAACAAAGCCACAGUGAACAUGCUGCACAGAGUAGAACCAUAUGUGACUUAUGGAUACCCAAAUCUGAAGAGUGUGAGAGAACUUAUUUACAAAAGAGGGUAUGGAAAGCUCAACAAGCAGAGGACUGCUCUAACAGACAACUCUAUCAUUGAGCAGGCACUGGGCAAAUAUGGAAUCAUUUCAGCUGAAGAUCUUAUCCACGAGAUCAUCACUGUUGGACCUCACUUUAAGGAGGCUAACAACUUCCUUUGGCCAUUUAAGCUCAAGGCUCCCUUGGGUGGCUUAAAGAAGAAGAGAAACCACUACGUUGAGGGAGGUGAUGCUGGAAACCGGGAGAAUUACAUCAAUGAGCUAAUCAGGAGGAUGAAUUGA